UGACCGUGAUGGUGAUGGAAUUUGAUAAUCAAGUUGUAAUUUCAUAUUGAUUUUUAUUAUAAACUAGCAGUCGCAUUUAAAGAUCUUUGUGUCCCCAAACAUAACACUGAACAGAGUGUUUUAUAAAUAUGUAGAGUGUUUCCGUGUUUUCGUUGUUACCUAGUCGUUAGCAAAUAAAAUCAGGAUGUCGCUGCCUGGGAAUGGAAUUUUCGUGGUCCAGGGUGAGAUGGCCAUGCUGGUCACUGCCAUGCGACGCAGCACACGAUGGGGCUCCCACUCUUUCCCAAACGAGGAGUACGACGUCCUUAUGAGAACUUUCCAGGACCUUAAGACAAUAUUGAACCAAGUAGAGGAUUUACGACUUCUUGAUCCACCGACGUAUUUAAGCCCCUUUCUGGAGGUAAUCAGGAGUAAAGAGACGACUGGGCCGGUCACAAGCCUUGCUCUUUCUGCCAUACACAAAUUCUUAUCAUAUGGACUUAUAGAUCCAACACAUCCAAGUGUGCCGGCCACUGUAGAGGACAUUGCAGAUGCAGUCACCCAUGCUCGGUUUGUCGGCACUGAUCACUCCUCUGAUGGUGUUGUGCUUAUGAAGAUUUUACAAGUUCUCCGCACUCUUAUGUUAAGUCCAGAGGGCGCCAUGUUGACAGAUGAGAGUGUCUGUGAGAUAAUGCUGAGCUGCUUUAGAAUAUGUUUUGAAACCAGACUAACAGAGUUACUCCGGCGCAAUGCAGAGCAAUGCCUGCGCGACAUGACGCAACUGAUCUUCAUGCGGCUGCCGCAGUUCCCGCCAGAAGACGCCGGCGCGCACCUCUCCACGCUCAGCCUCUCUCUUAAGAAGCGAGACAAGUCCACUAAGAAGAAAUCUAUGAGUACAGCACAUAGUACUAAUUCGCUUGACAGAAAGUCAUCUCUGACGGACAGGGCGACCUCCCCCACUGUUGACAAUGUGGAAACUGAUUCAAAAGUGGACGCUACCCAUAGUCUGAAUCAAGACAAGAACCUGAUGAACGAGGCGGAGAUAACGAUAGAGCCUGUAGAGCAGCAGGUGAAAAGUCCGGGCAAGAAGCACGCGCGCCACUCCUCCAUGGACCUGGCGCACGGGAACCCCUCCAUCUCCCAGCUGCUGGAGAAGUGCGUCAGCAGCACUGACACACUGGACUCGCAGCACGUCCAACACGACGCACACAACUCUCAGCUCCCCGAGGAGACCAAAGAUGAUGUCCCACAAGCGGAGGAGGAGGAGGUGAAAGAUGAGACACAGAAGGAGGUGGAGGAGAAGCUGGAGGAGUACGUGAACCACCGCGGCAUCAGGUUCACGCCACAGGAGGAGACGCCCAACCUGCAGCCCUACGGCCUCGUCUGUGUCAGGGAACUCUUUAGGUUCGUGAUAUCACUGUGCAACCCGCUGGAAGGCCAGAACACGUCCGCCAUGGUGCAGCUGGGGCUGGCGCUGGCGGGCACCGCGCUGGAGGUGGCGGGGGACCAGCUGCCGCGCUACCCCGCCCUGCUGCACCUCGUGCGCGACCCUCUCUGCAGGAACCUGCUCAGCUUAUUAGACACGGAAAGGAUAUCGAUAUUCGCACUCGACUUGCAAGUGUCCUUUCUACUGUUCGAGGCAUUACGGUUCCAUCUCAAAUUCCAAAUGGAGGCCUUCUUCAAGAAGAUCAUCGAAAUCAUAUCCGCAGACACUUCUAAAUCUAUCUACGAGCUGAAAGAAAUACAUCAUUUGGCGUUAGAAAGUCUAGCUCAGAUGUUCAGGAUACCUGGCUUUUGCGCUGAAUUAUAUUUAAACUAUGACUGCGAUAUAUACUGCAUGAAUGUGUUCGAAGAAAUAACUAAAUUAUUAUCUAAAAAUGUGGUCUCCUCUACCGCUUAUAACAUACAUUCUCUAUCAUUAGAAGCUUUGAUGACUAUUAUAGAGGCUAUAGAAAUGGGAACUAGUCAGAAAAUGGAGAAGAGUGAGAUAGAGAUAGUCGAGGAGGAGAAGGGAGUGGAGGUGCUGGGGAGGGGCGGGCAGGUGUCAUUAGAGCUGGGUGGCAUGGACGACGUGUCAGUGGUGAGCGACCACGUGACACACGACAUCAGCCAGUACGUGACGAGCGCGCGGACAGCACGACACAAGCCCACAGGCAAACUGCCGACCGAGCCAGAGCUGGAUAAUAUUAAGAACAUGAAAAAGUGGGUGACGCAGGGCACUGAGCUGUUCAACCAGAAGCCGGAGCGGGGCGUGGAGUUCCUGCAGGAGCACGGCGUGCUGGCCACUCCCCUCGACCCUCACCAGGUCGCGCUCUUUCUCAGAGAGAACCCCGACUUAGAUAAGAAGAUGAUCGGCGAGUACAUCUGCAAGCGGUCAUCGCGGGGCGAGGAGGGGACGGGGGCGGGCGAGGGCGUGUCGGGGGGCGUGUCCGUGUUGUCUGCGUUCGCGGACAGCUUCGACUACCGCGGACAGCGCAUCGACAUCGCGCUGCGACAGUACCUGGAGACAUUCCGGCUGCCCGGGGAGGCGCCGCUCAUCUUCCUAGUCAUGGAGAAGUUCGCAGAGAGGUGGCAUACGACAAACGGAUCGCCGUUCGCGAACACGGAUGCGGCGUUCCGUCUGGCAUACGCUAUCAUCAUGCUGAACAUGGACCAGCACAACCACAACGCCAAGAAGUUGAACGUGCCGAUGACGGCGGAGGACUUCGUGCGCAACCUGCGCGGCUGCAACGGCACCGGAGACUUCGACCAGCCCAUGCUCGAAGCCAUCUUCAACGCUAUCAAGAACGAGGAGAUGGUGAUGCCUGCGGAGCGUGUGGGUCUGGUGCGCGAGGCGUAUCUGUGGCGUGUGCUGCAGCGACGCGCGCGCGGGUCCGCUGCCGUGUACCGUGCGCCUCCCCUGCCGCACCACCACUCGCGUUUGCUGCCCCUGCUCUGCCCAUCCGCGAUAUCGGCGUUGUCAGCGGCGUACGAGCGCGCUCCUCAGCCGAGCGCGGAGGAGGUGGGCGGGGCCGGUGCGGGCAGUGGGCGGGGCGAGUGCGUGGCGCUGGCGGCGCUGGGCGGGCUGGAGCGCGUGGCGGCGCUGGUGGCGCGCCUGCAGCCCGACACCGUGCCGCUCGACACGCUGCUGCUCACACUGUGCAAGUUCAGCGGACUGCUGACGCCCCCGCACGCCGGCUAUAUCGCUAUUGGCGUGUCCCUAGGCCAGUCUAUGAAGGCUCAGCUGGCGCUACGACGCGCAUGCGUGGUAGCGGCUCGACACGCAGACUGUGUGCGCGACGCCUGGCGACAUCUGUUGGAGAUACUGCAAACCUUGUACAUCGGCCGAUUGCUGCCCAAGUGCUUAGUGGAGGCGGAGGACUACCUGGCUCCAGGCGGCACCGUGUCUCUCAUCCGCGACACGGCGCGAGGCUCAGACGCCGGCCUGCUCUCCAGUAUCUACUCCUACAUCGCGCUGGGAGAGACUGGAAUGCGUGCCCCAACACCUCACGAGAAGGCCCUCAUCGACGUGGCGACGGACUGCGUGGUCAAAUGUAACUUCCCCGGUCUGCUCAUCACCGAAACUAAAUUCUUGCAGCUGGAAAGCUUACAAGAGUUAGUAAGAGCCAUGGUGACAGUCGGCACACCGCCGGACGCUGAAAGUUUACAGUUAAAUCCUCAUCUAGAAGAUAUCACUAUAUUCUUUCUGGAAAUACUUGGAAAAACGCUUAUACAAAAUCGAGACCGGCUGUCGAGCGUGUGGGGCGAGGCGGGCGCGCACGUGGAGCGCGUGGUGUGGUGGGCGAGCGCGCGCGGGCCGCAGCCGCUGACGCGCGCCCUCACCGCCCUGCUGCGCACCGCCGCGCGACUCAUGCGCUGCGAGCUCUGCGCGCCCCCAGUGCUGCACCACCUCACCCUGCUCUUCCAUCUGCCCUACAAGCUCUUCUACCAGCAAGCCGACGUGAUAUCGUGCGGUCUGUACGAGCUGGUGAAGACGUCGGCGCAGAACGUGCACAGCGGCGAGGAGUGGGGCGUGCUGCUGGCGCUGCUGGCGGCAGCGGGCGCCGGCGCCUGGCCGCAGACCACCCGCUCCCGCCCCGACGGGGACAGGUGGCCCCCCGCCGCUGGAUCAUCCAGCCGUUCGGAAGCGUCCGACGAGGAGACGGAGAAGCGACCGACCAGCGUGUCCUCCGAGAGCGAGCUGUCGCACUCGCCGCACACGCAGGGAUGGAUUUUGGUGAAGAAGGAGGCGAGCGCGGACGGUACGACGAGUGCGGAGAGCGGUGUCGCAGGAGGUCUGUGGAAUGCGGAGAUAGAGGGCGUGGUGCUGCGCGCGCACCGGCCGAGCGCGCUGGCUCGGUGCGCGGAGGCGCUGGCGCUGGUCGUGCGCGACGUGGCGCACGUCACCCCCCACAACUGUCGCGCUGCAGUGCGCGCCGUCAGACUGCUCGCCCGCGCCACACUGCACCCGCACGGUACGAAGGGUCCCCGCGGUGGGGAGGGGGGUGAGGCACGUCGCGGCAGGGGGCGGCGCAAGGGCGGGGACUCCAGCGACGAGGAGCUGGACACGCUCGACCAGUACCACAUGGUCAGCAUACAGCUGCUGGACCUGAUGCACACGCUGCACAGCCGCACCGCGCAGAUCUUCAAGUGGUGGCGCGAGGAGGCAGACCAGGGACACGGAGGUGAGGACUACGACUUGUGGGAGGUGGCAUGGAAGCCACUGCUGCAAGGCAUCGCUGAAUUCUGCACAGACAGGCGCAGACAGGUGGCGAACAGUGCGAUCGCGUACUUGCAGCGCGCGCUGCUGGCGCCGGCGCUGGGCGCGCUGGGCGGUGCGGGCUGGGCGGCCUGCUUCGAGCACGUGCUGUUGCCGCUGCUGGCCGCGCCGCCCCGCAGGCCUGACGCCGCCGCGCGCGCCGACACCGUCAUGUGCAAGGUGUUCCUGCAGCACCUGCAGGCUCUGAGCGCGCGCCCGGGCUUCGGCGCGCUGUGGGCGCGCGUGCUGGGCGUGCAGCGCGCGUUGCUGGCCACGCCGCACGAGCCGCUGCAGGAAGCCGCGCUCGAGUCGCUCAAGAACAUGCUGCUCGUCAUGCACUCCGUCAGGAUAUUCAACACAGGCGACAACUACAACGAGCUGUGGUACCUCACCUGGCAGAUCAUAUCAGAGUUUCUGCCCACACUUAAAGACGAACUAUUUCCCGAAGUGAAUGACAACACGCGGCCCGCAGCUAACCUGCCCAGCCACAUGCAGCCCCCACUUCCCCCAACGCUGCCCACACUCGUGCCCGUCCCCGCCCCCACGCCUUCCCUGCCACCCACCGACACGCCCACUCACGCGUCCCGCCCCCUAAACGUUCAGACGUCCCACGCCCAAUCCCCCAACAUCCUGGUCGCAUCGAUGGCCCACUCACCCGUCAACCUCAUCCAAACCCCACCCAUGGCCACACCCUCACUGGUGGCACCGACACCGAUCAAUAUGUCGGGCUCGGCACCGACUGCAGUCGGCGCGGGACCAACUGCAGUUAGCGCCGUCCCUCCUGCGGCCCCAGCAGUCGGGAGCGCGGCACCUCCUGCAGUCAGUAACGCUGCACCUCCGUUGGCGCCACUCGGCGGGCUGGUGCCGAUCCGGAACCCGCUGUAUGACCAGACCGGCCUCACGUCCUCUGUGCUAUUGCAGCCUUUGAACGAGAUGAUUUCAACGCCAAUCGGCAUAUCGAUACAAACGCAACCACCCGUGUUGUGUCCGAGGUCAGCAGAGACCGCGCACCCGCAGCCGAUUGCAAACCAAAACGAACCUUAUGCAGGCGUCAUAGAGUCCACAAUCACCGACACUAAUGUUACUAAUGCAAUAACUGAAACACAACAGAGUGACCUGUACGCCGAGUAUUUAUCCAAUCCCUACAACGAAGCGAAAGAGUUAACAAUAUCAGAUUAUGAUCCUGAAGAGAAUCGCUACUUGCCCGACUCGAAGGACCAAAAUGUUCUACAGCCAGAGCCAUACAACACUGCGCCUGCGACUGCGCCUGCGCCGCCUCACAAAUCCUUCAGCGCGAACACUACGCCCAGCCAUAGCGGGAAUCUAGCGCAGUUUCUUUCCACUGAAAAUGUAAGGAAGGAAUCGAGUAGUAUUUUCAACUUUUCUAAUUAUUUCGGCUCCGGAAACGAUCUGACUAAUCCGGGUUCAGAGCUCUUCGACACCUUGACUGCGGCGCAAGAGGGAUAGCAGAGACAACAAAUAUCUUUUGAAUGGGACAAAUGUUUGGAAUUUUGUAAGGUGUAUUUUAUCAUCCUGAGAACCAUGUUUAUGUUAGUGAUAUUUUUGGCACAUCAUUUUGAUCUAUUCAGACACAAGUAUUAUAGAAAAAUUCUACCAUAAUGUCCAUCUCAUCAGAUGAAACUGUAUUUUUAAAUAUUUCUCUAGUAAAAUACUAAAUUAAUCGCUAGUGAAAUUAUAUAACUUGCAGUUUCGUGUUACUUUUUUACAUUUUAAUUUGAUUGUUUAACAAUGAAAAUCCACUAUAGUAUUACUUGUAUUAAAACAUGUUGUAACUGUUUCGAUACAAGUAUUCCGGCAGUGGAGACACUACCCGUAACAUGUUAACUGUGGCCUAAUUAUUGUGACCUACACGUAGUUUAUAUGAAAUGUAUUUAAUUGUUAAUAUAUUAGUGACAAUUUAACUUAUAAA
Messenger RNA from Papilio xuthus (Asian swallowtail), 6647 nucleotides. RefSeq names its product Sec7 domain-containing protein garz (gene garz). Gene Ontology annotation, molecular function: guanyl-nucleotide exchange factor activity. NCBI's taxonomy places the organism in Eukaryota, Metazoa, Arthropoda, Insecta, Lepidoptera, Papilionidae. Gene Ontology annotation, biological process: regulation of ARF protein signal transduction. The transcript is spliced from 30 exons. The coding region runs from base 185 to 6184 and encodes 1999 amino acids. The record is from RefSeq and is a predicted model, not a curated record.